This is a messenger RNA of Mus musculus (house mouse), 6217 nucleotides long. It is a transcript of the gene Tex38, whose product is annotated as testis expressed 38. The record is from RefSeq and is a predicted model, not a curated record. The coding region runs from base 1720 to 2199 and encodes 159 amino acids. Gene Ontology annotation, cellular component: plasma membrane. Lineage: Eukaryota; Metazoa; Chordata; Mammalia; Rodentia; Muridae. The transcript has 2 exons.
CCUCAAAGCCCAAGGUCAAGUAUAACUUGAUAGAUAGGCAAGGAAGGAUGCCAGCCAAACUGUUGGGUAUGUGAAUCUGAAGUUCUGAGGUAUGUUCCAGGCUGGAGGUUACAGUUGUGAGUCAUCAGUGCAUUUGUGUUCUUUAAUGUUAUAAAUGUGGGUAAGUUCACUGAGAAGGAAACAUAGAUAGAAUGCUAAAGACUGAGCCCUGGAGCAUGCCAAGACUUAGAGACCAGGAGAUGGUGGAAAACACCAGCUAAAGAAGAGGAAAAGCAGGGGCAAAUAGGGUAGAGCGGAGGGAAAGGCAUUCUGGGAAGAACUCUGUAAAUAGUGCCUGCUCUGGUUUGAAUCUGAAAUGUUCUCAAUAAGCUCAUGUGUUGAACACUUGGUCCCCAGCCAGUGGCACUAUUUUGGGAGGCUGUGGAAACUAAAGAGGUUGGGCAGAAGAAGGUCACAUGGGGUAAGACUUUGAAGGCUAUAGCCCAGACCUUGGUUCUGGUCCUGAGUUCUGCUUGCUGUUUUCUGUGAUGUGAAUGGCUGUCUUCUACCACGUGUUCUACCACAGCCAUGAUGGCACGCCCAUUCACAUGGGACUGAGCAACUAUAGAACCCUCUGAAACAGGAGCUAAAUCAAACCUUUCCUUUUAACAUUGUUUCUGUCUGGUAUAUGGGUCACAGAGAUACAAAAGUAACAUAGAGUGUCAGGAGUCACAAUAGGAGACUAUAAAAAGGAGAAAAACUAAAGGGUAAGAUUUCAAGUUAUCACUGGUUGGUAUGUCUCCCCUAGAGUUGACUGAGACAUAACAUGCAAGGGCUUUCUAACUGAGCUACCCAUAAGUGGAUCAAGUUGCCUUAAGUAAUAAGCAAGAUCCUGGCUCCAAUAAAUCCUGGGGGGAUUGGUUGCUGGGGAGACCUGCCCCAAUAGUGCUCUCUUCCCCCAUCCCCCUGCCCACCUCCCCCCUGUGUGUGUGUGUGUGUGUAGGGGGUGUCUGAUGGCCUGGUCAGAAGGGAAUGAAGUAUUGAGAAUAAAGGAAAGAAAGUUAGCCCGGAAAGGGAUGCAGGACCAGAUGGAGGAGAGCUCCCACAGAGCCCAAGAACACUUGCCAGCACCUGCUAAAGGAAGGAAAGAAAGCAGAAAUAAAAGAGAUUGUAGGAGCCAAAGGAGGCACUGACCACUUGGUUCUCUUGAGCUGGUUUUCUUCUCAUAGCUUGGUCAAGAUUUGUUGAGGCCAGACAUGCCCAAUGCUCUGUGUGCUCUCCCCAGGAGGCACUGGGGGAGGUACCCAAUGGUGUUUCCUUAAUCACCAACCACAUAGUUAGCCCCUUGAGAAUGCCAAGGCCCUGUCCUGGGGCUGCUCUAUGGGUUCACUGUAAGGAAUUGGGCAGACAACUCUUCUGGUGCCUCGGUCUUUGGUAGAAGCAGUAGAUGUUGUGUACUAGAGGUUACUGGAUGGGCUCACAAACAUUGUCCCUGGAAUGCCAGUUGGACAGAACCUGAUGACCUUUCCUUUAGAGAACAAUGAGGCCCGGGCCUUCUGAGGACUCCUAUUGGUGGAGUGGGGUGAAUUUCCUCUCCCCAGAGUGAUAGGCUGGAGGCCAAGACUGACCUUUACGGAUUCCCAAAAGGACCCAAGCCUCUCUGGCAGAAGCUGCAUACUCUUUCUGCACUGGAAGAAGAACUUGCAAAGAGAAGAACGUGCCCAGCAGUGGGUGGAAGUGAUGAGAGCUGCCACAUUCACCUACAGCCCACUGUUGUACUGGAUAAACAAGCGGCGUUACCAUGGCAUGAAUGUAGCCAUUAACACAGGCCCUCCCCCUGCUGUCACCAAGACCGAGCCGGAAGAUCAGAAUUCAGAUUCUUUGUGGGAGUUGGAUCUCUCUGAAGGCAGGAACUUCGUUGUACAAGACAGCAGCCCCAGAGGUGAAGCCUCUGAUCUCUUGCAACAUGUUUUGGGGAUUCCAAAGCAGCCCCAGUCUUCAAAAAUGUCACAGCCUCGGACUGACUCCCCAUUCCCACUUCCCAUCUUUCAGGAGGUGCCCUUUGCCCUGUCCCUCUGCCACCUGCCUCCCAUGUUGAACCACUCUGUCUCCUACCCUUUGGCCAACCGCCCUGAAAGGAAUGUUCCUUUCUGUUCCCUCCCAACACUGGCCCACGGAACAAACUGCUUUAAUGCCAAGCCUUUUGCUUUAGAGCUGUAGUUUCCUCUUAGUGAGGGUGGGAGCUGCAAGUACCAAAGGCUCCCUUUGGUAGAAAACAGAGAUAACCACAAGGAGUUGGUACUGACAAGGAGACCACAGCCACCUGGUGAGAGGUUUAAAGCCACAGAUUUAAAAAAAUAAUAAUAAAGUCCAAGUUUUCCUGUCUCAUUUGCUCCUAGAAGGGCAGUGCCUUUUGUCCCAGCCAAUGUGACUGUGGUGCUUUGUAAACUGGUUAUAAGUUUCACCACUGCAUAUGGGAAUCUGAGAUUACCAUUUGGGAGAUGCUGAACCAAUACUUGUGGCUGGACUGACUCAACAUCCCUCCAUCCAGUGUUUAAGACUGAAUGAGCGCCAGGCUCUGACCUAGGUCUUCAGGCACUGCUCUUCAGCAGGGGGGGAAGCACAGAUGGCACAAGAGGACAGUAGUUGAGAGCUAUGGUGGCCUACAUUGGCUAUGUCAUAAACCUAACAAAUGCCAGUAUGGUUUAGCUGGACUGUUGUUUGCCAUGUAUUGCUUCUUGGCUGGCUGUCUUUGUCCUUUAUUUCUAGUGGUCCCAAGAACAAUGCCAAAUGGCAGUUCUGACCCUCCUGUUCAGAUGCAGACAUGGGUUUCCAGGAUGUAUACCUUGGUGGUUCCACAGCUAGCUCUCUAGUUCACGUUUUCCUGGCAUCUCAUUUCUAGUAUUUCUACCACACCCCACGGUGUCUUUUCUUAGCACUGUCUUGUUAGAACAGUUUGGCUAAAAGCAUUAGGGUAUGAGGGUUGUUGACUGGCAAAUGGGUCAGAGCAUCUUCUAGAAUUACACCUAUAGUUUGUAUCUUAUCCCCUUUCUCCUUUUCUCCCAUCUUCUCUUUUGAGAUGAGGGCUAUUUUAGUCCAGGCUGGCUUGGAACUUAUGCCAGGUUGCCGUUAAACUCUUGAUCCUCCUGCCUCAGUCUUCUGAGUGCUGGUAUUACAGGUUUGUGUCCCUAUACUUGGCUUUAUUGCUUAUAUCUUUAGAUUUUCUUUAAUUUUGUGUGUAUGGAUGUUUUACUUUCAUGUAUGUCUGUGCUUGUGGACGUCAGAAGAGGGUAUCAGAUCCCCUGGAACUGACGUUAGACAACUGUGGCCCUCUAUGUGAGUGCUGGGAAUUGAACCUGGGCCCCCUGGAAAAGCAGCCAGUGGGUUUUUUGUUUGUUUGUUUUGUUUUGUUUUGUUUUUGUUUUUUUUCAAGACAGGGAUUUUCUGUGUAGCCUUGGCUGUCCUGGAACUCACUUUGUAGACCAGGCUGGCCUCGAACUCAGAAAUCCAUCUGCCUCUGCUUCCCAAGUGCUGGGAUCAAAGGUGUGCCCCACCACACCUGGCUGCAGCCAUUGUUCUUAACCACUGAACCAUCUGAACACAUAAAAUGGGCCCAGAUGGAGCUUCUGAUGCACACCAGAGCAGGCUCAUUCCUCAGCCUUUCUUGCUUCCUCGCAUCCUGAAUAUGCCGAAAGCCUGAGCCCUGCAGGCUUUGCUUCAGGUCAAACAUUGAAAUGCUUUCAUGUCUUUUUUUUUUUUUUUCGAGACAGGGUUUCUCUGUGUUCCCCUGGCUGUCCUGGAACUCACUCUGUAGACUAGGCUGGCCUCGAACUCAGAAAUCUGCCUGCCUCUGCCUCCAGAGUGCUGGGAUUAAAGGCGUGUGCCACCACGCCUGGCUCCUUGAAAAACAAACAAACAAACAAACAAACAAACAAACAAACAAACACCCCAAAACUGAAAACCUAUCAAUGAAGUUCAUUAGGGUUGCUUACCAGUGGCUACAAAAUGGCCUUCCCUCCCACAGCACCCAUUAACUACAUUUAAGUCCUCAGGGAUAGGUGGGGGCUCCAACAGCUCCUUUCAAACCCACCAUGUUUGUUGGUAGUCACAGCUACAGUGGGUUUGAGAAUUUAAGAGCCACUCCAGCUUAAAGUCAGACUUCUAUACCACUCCCCGACUUCCUGCAGCUCCUAUAUUGUCUGCCCUUUCUUCUAUGAUACUCCCUGAACCUGGAGGGGAUAUAUAAAUGCCUCAUUUAUGGAUGGCCAUUCAACCCUCACUUUGACUGGUUAUGGGUCUCUGUGGUAUGGCCUAGGACCUUCCUAGCCACAGGCUUUUGACUGGGAUUACGAAAUGAGUCAUGCAUUUCCUGUUGUGGAGUGGGCUUCAAGUCCAAACAGAAACUGCUUGGUUAUCCCUGUAAGAGCUGCUACUCCUGUACCAGUGGGUACACCUUGCCUGUCUGGUCAGCAGUAUUGCACACAGGAUCCACAGAUGACAGUUGAUGGCUCUCCCCCCACCCACCCCAGCAGCCUGCAGACUACCUUCAUGCAUUAUGAUGGCUAUCCAUCAGGAAGGAAACUCCCGCCCAGUUCCAGCUUGAUUUCUGUCCUGUCAACAGAGGAUGAGGUGUCUUCAGCAAAGGUCUUAAGAGAGAGGUCUGGUGGGCAACCAGUGGCAGAGACAAUUCUUGCUUUUUGUUGUUGCUGUUGUUGUUAGUCUUAGGUGCCUACUUGGCAAAAAUAAAGCAGAUUCUUGAUAUUGUUUUGUACCUCCAACUAAUAGCCCUUGAUUUCAAGAGGAAGUAGCAAGCAGUCCACAAAAAUAAAGAUUAAAGCAGGUUUCCCCCUUUAAUUAUCAGGGGAGCAGGGAAAAUUCUAGUCAGACACAGUGAGAGAAACGUAAUGUUUUAUUUAGAUAAAUUAAAAUGGCUAUAUUGAUAGGAAGUAAGUAAAGCUCAAAUGAAGUCAUGGAAACCUUGAAUCCACUCUAAACAAAACCAAAAUUGCUUAUGUAUUACCAAAAUAGUUCCAUUAAUAUAAAGUAGAUUUACCGUUCUUAAUAUGAGAAAACAACAAGGUAGGUUAGGUUUAUAUAACAAACAAUACACACUCUCUAGUCUCAGGAAUACCCAAAUGUGUUCUGGCUUGAAUAUGAGAGAAGGGACCACAUCUAGAUGGUUGGUAAGCAAGCCAAUGAGGUGUGUAGCAAACAAAAGCUGUCACUAAAAACAACUCAAUAGGCCAUUAUAAGUGUGAGCCCAUCACAGUCAAAACCUUCAGCUGUGACGCUGGGACCAGGGAGGGGGCUGAUGGGGCUGUCCAGCAAUGGUAAAGAGCAAACUGCAAUGGAAGGGAAACAAGCUGGUCGUGAAGUGAGACUGUCUGCCUCAGCUCUUCUGCAUUAGACCCAUUCUUAAGAGCCAAGCAUCCAUUGCUCUGCUCCUCCUUGAAUGUUACUACAGUCAUAUUUAAGCCAGGUACUUUUCUGAGACAAGAUCUCACUAUGGAGCCCAGACUGGACUAGAACUCAUUACUUUCCUGUCUCAGUCUCCCAAGGGCUGGGAUUACAGGUAUGUACUACCAUGACUGGCUUGUGAAUGGUCUUUCAGUAAAUAUUAUGGUAGAUGGUACAUAAAGCAAAGGACCAAGGGUAACACUUUAAGAAACUAAGGUGGGAAGUACUCUUAGCUACUGACUGAUAAGGCCAAAGGAUUGAAAUCCAAAGCCAAACUCACCACCACUACCAUUGAGUUCUCUUAGAGGUGAUCUGUGGCUGGUGAAGCUUGACUAACACAAGGCACUGGAUGCACAAGGUAAGACAAUAAACAAAUGAAGACCCAAUCUUCACCGAUUGAUAGGUUUUUGGGGCUCCUAAGCCAGUGAGUCUGUCCAAUUUCUAGCAAAGGAUAGCAACCUCUGCCUAGAUCUGGUAAUGCCAUAGUCAGGAUGAGAAACGUAUAGAAUGUCAGAGGGCAGUUAUGGCUACCUCUGGUCAGUUUGAUAAGAGACAUCACAUGGCUCAGGGGUGAUGCUGGCAGACAAGCUUCUUGACAUGGAAAAACCAGAAGAAAGUCCAAGAAACAAAUCCUGCUUCCUCACUGAAAAGCAUAUACCACAAAGAGUUAAGGUGUCUUGAAAGUAUCUGCCUACAAAUGAGAACUUGAAACUAAAAAGGACAAGCUACAUUACCCUCAGUAUAUUUCAUAUAAAUCAGUUCUCAAAAAAAAAAAAAAAAA